Molecule: messenger RNA, 2593 nt
Organism: Tigriopus californicus
Lineage: Eukaryota; Metazoa; Arthropoda; Copepoda; Harpacticoida; Harpacticidae
Product: ATPase family gene 2 protein homolog A-like
Exons: 2
Coding region: 49-2475 (808 amino acids)
Cellular component (GO): cytoplasm
Molecular function (GO): ATP binding; ATP hydrolysis activity
Source: RefSeq, a predicted model, not a curated record
GCGGCCGGAUGUUUCUUUAUUGUGUUUAGCACGUCCACUUGCUCGACCAUGGCUCCCAAGAACGCUCGGCGAACGUCAGGAGUGUCAAGUCCAGCCACGCCUGGUGCGGCUCAGGGCACGCCCUCCACUUCGGCUUCCGGCGCCCGUGCCACGCCUGAAGAAUGGUUGUCUUGUCGACAAUCGCCGAUGAUUUGCUAUCCCCGAUGGGCGGCUAACGACCACGCCCAAGCCACGGGCUCCUCCAUCCCGGAAUCGGAGAUGGUCCUGGGAUUGAACUACAACGUCCUGGUCGAUGGCGUGUUUUACGGGCGUGUGGGGCGCGUUAGCCGUAGUGCCAUCCCCUGGUCGGGCUUGAAUCCCAGUCUCUUGGCCCGCAGCGUGUUCACCUCCGAGGACACCAUGCGCCGUUUACAGGUGGGAUUUUCCGAAUGGGUCGAGAUCCGCAUCGGGACCCAUCCUCCCCAGCCCUUUCGCGUGUUUCCUCUCAAUCAACGAGCCUUUCACGGCCAGAUCGUGGCCUUGCCCGAAGUUCAUCAAACCCUUAAUACCUUCGACCCAGUGGGACCGCUUCAAAUCCGAGCCCUGCCCGGUUGUGCUCGGGUCUGGUCCCAAGUCCGGGUGAGUCUGGAAUCCGAUGCCAUGGGACCAGACGUGUCCACGCUCUUGCGCCAUGUGACUCGAGACAGCUGGGUGGGCGUGGGGACCGUGUGGGUGGUGCCUUACUAUGGACGUCAGGUCCAGGUCAUCGUUCGGCAUUGUCAGGCGAAUGAGCAGGUCGAUGAUACGAAUGGGACAUCGGAAGAUCUGGCACUUCUCGAGACCCAAUUGGACCAAAUGCGCCUCUCCGCCCAUGAGGAUAGUGGGGGGUUGGGUCGGAUCACACAUCGCACGAUCAUCAGUCUGAUGGAAGACACAACCGAAUCGGAAGCCGUUUUAGACGAGACCGCCAGUCCGAGUUUUCACAUUGGUGGCUUGCAGCGUGAAAUUGAAAUCAUUCGCAAAGCCUCCAAGAGCGUGUUGAAUCCGGUGCCCAAGAAGAAAUCGUUGCUCCGUCCGACCAAUGGGAUCGUCUUGUGGGGUCAUGCGGGUACCGGUAAAUCCGUCCUAGGUUCCAAUCUGGGGGCGUUACUGGGCGUGAAUCAAGUCAACGUGUCUUCGUCUGAACUCAUGUCUCAAUUUUACGGCCAGAGUGAGGAGAGCAUCCAACUCAAAUUUGAAGAGGCCAUAGAUCAAGAGCCUUGCGUGCUCUUUUUGGACGAUCUGGAGCUGCUCUGUCCGAAAAAAGACGAUGGAUCUCGCUCCGACCAAGGCAAGCGAGUUAUGGCCGCUUUAUUCACCCAAAUGGACAAAUUGCAUUCGCAAAGAAAGCGGAUCCUCGUAAUCGGGGCCACUCCCAAGAUAUCCGACAUCAGCGAGAAUGUCCUUCGUCCCGGGCGAUUCGAUUUUCAUGUGGAAAUCGGCGUACCCAACGCUCGAUCCCGACUUGAGAUUCUUACUAGCCUCCUGGAGCUGGUUGAUCACCAAGUCUCGGCUGGAGGUGUACAAGAGCUAGCUGAUGUUACCCAUGGGUUCGUGGGGGCUGAUUUGCGAGCGCUCAUCAUUGAAGCUGAAAGCCAAGCGGAAUCUCAAGAUGGCCGUGUACUCUCUUUAGAUCACCUGAAAGCCGCCCUCGUUGAUGUCAAACCCAGUGCAAUGAGAGAGGUUUUAGUGGAAAUCCCGAAUGUGACUUGGGAUGAUAUCGGUGGCUUGGACGAUAUCAAGCUGGCCUUACAACAAGCCGUGGAGUGGCCUUUAAAGCGACCUGACGUCUUCACCCGAUUUGCCAUAACUCCACCCAAAGGCGUGUUGAUGUACGGCCCACCGGGCUGCUCGAAAACCAUGGUAGCCAAAGCAUUGGCCCACGAGAGUGGGCUAAAUUUCUUGGCCAUUAAAGGCCCCGAAUUUCGAGAUUUGUUUCGCAAGGCCCGUCAAGUGGCGCCCGCCAUCAUCUUCUUUGACGAGAUCGACGCUUUGGGUUCUGAACGUGGAGGAAGUGGGAAAGUGGGCGAUCGCGUUUUGGCCCAGAUCCUCACCGAAAUGGAUGGGGUGGAGCAAUUGAAAGAUGUCACGAUUGUGGCGGCCACCAAUCGACCCGACAUGAUUGACAAAGCCUUGAUCCGGCCCGGUCGCUUGGAUCGUCAUUUCUACGUGCCGCUGCCUGAUGAGGAAACCCGUCGGAAAGUGUUCCAAGUCCACACCAGGAAAAAACCAUUAGCCUCUGAUGUCUCCUUCGAUUCGCUAGUUUUAAACACCCAAGGCUACUCUGGAGCGGAAAUCGCCGCGAUUUGCAACGAGGCAGCCCUGAAAGCUCUGGAAGAAGACAUUGAAGCUCAGGAAAUUACAUGGGAACAUUUCAGACAAGCCUUGGCGACAGUCAAGCCCCGAAAUCAAAGUGAUUUGUUAGAUGUCUACUCUCGAUUUCAGAGCGCAAAAUAAAACGGCAACAUCAUUAGUUGUCUUUUAGCUUGUUUAAGACCAACGAAUAUGAGUAUUCAUUUCCUUAUUUCAUGUCUGUGGCAUUAAAUGUUGUUGUUUUUAUUCUUCUUCCUUGAAG